AUGUCGUUCUCUGGCCGCCGCGUGAGCAUCUUGCGGCCUUCCAACAGGCGAUUCUCCCUAGGCAAGGAGUUGUCGGAGAAUGAACUCCGAUCGGAAACCCAUCGUCAAUUCCGAAGCGCUCACGAAGGUCACCGCCCUCACGCCGGCCUCGAUGCCUCGCGUGCCUCGACCGGUGUCGUCUGGUGUACGGAACGUGCGACAGAACACGGUUAUGCGGAAAAUCCAGCCGAAUGGGCGAAUCUGGGCCAAGGUGCCCCCGAAGCCGAUGAUGAGAUCGAAGGCAGUUUCCCCCGCCCGACGAGCAUUCCUAUCACCUCUGCUGCUCGUGAGUACGGCCCCACGGCCGGUAUCAAGCCCCUCCGCGCCGCUGUCGCUCGGUUGUACAAUGAGCAUUACCGCCAGGGCAAAGAGAGCCAGUACACUUGGGAAAAUGUCUGCAUUGUGCCCGGUGGACGCGCGGGUUUGAUUCGAAUCGCAGCCAUUCUGGGCAAUUCGUACCUUUCCUUCCCCAUUCCCGACUACUCUGCGUACUCGGAGAUGUUGACUUUGUUCAAGAAUAUCGCGCCUAUUCCCAUUCCCCUCUCCCAGAACGACCAUUAUCAUAUCCACCCCGACAAGAUCGCCGAGGAAAUUGCCCGUGGUACCCAGGUCCUCUUGACCUCGAACCCCCGUAACCCGACCGGACAUUUUGUCUCCAGCGAGGAGCUGGCACGGAUUCAAGACAUCUGCAGGGAUCGCGCGACGCUGAUUUUGGAUGAAUUCUAUGGAGGCUACAACUACACCACCGACUGUGACGGCACGACUCUCAGUGGUGCUACGAAUGUGGAGGAUGUCAACCAAGACGAUGUGUUGCUCAUCGACGGUCUCACCAAGCGUUUCCGCCUGCCUGGUUGGCGUAUCGCCUGGAUUGUCGGCCCUAAAGAAUUCGUUGACGCUUUGGGUUCCGCUGGUUCCUACCUGGAUGGAGGUGCCAACGUGCCGUUCCAGGAAGCUGCCAUUCCCAUGCUUGAGCCGUCCCUUGUACGCGCAGAGAUGAAGGCUCUUCAGCAUCAUUUCCGUGAAAAGAGAGACUUCGUUGUGAAGCGCUUGACUGAGAUUGGAUUCCGUAUCAAGGAUAUUCCUCAGGCCACCUUCUACAUUUGGCUUGACCUGACUGCCUUGGACCCUCCUCUUCCCGCGGAAGCUAACAUCUCCGACGGUCUGAACUUCUUCAACGCCCUUCUGACCGAGAAGGUUAUUGUGGUGCCUGGUAUUUUCUUCGACCUGAACCCUGCCAAGAGACGAGACCUGUUCGACAGCCCCUGCCAUCACUUCGUCCGUCUGAGUUACGGGCCUAAGAUGGAUGUGCUUAAGAAGGGUCUGGACGGCAUUGAAAGAGUUAUCCGCCGGGCUCGUGGAGAGGCCCUCAAAGCGCAAUGGGAGGACGAGGUAGCAAUUGCUGACGACUAA
Messenger RNA from Aspergillus bombycis, 1449 nucleotides. RefSeq names its product pyridoxal phosphate-dependent aminotransferase. Gene Ontology annotation, biological process: biosynthetic process. The transcript is spliced from 4 exons. NCBI's taxonomy places the organism in Eukaryota, Fungi, Ascomycota, Eurotiomycetes, Eurotiales, Aspergillaceae. The coding region runs from base 1 to 1449 and encodes 482 amino acids. Gene Ontology annotation, molecular function: pyridoxal phosphate binding. The record is from RefSeq and is a predicted model, not a curated record.